Molecule: messenger RNA, 9724 nt
Organism: Triplophysa dalaica
Lineage: Eukaryota; Metazoa; Chordata; Actinopteri; Cypriniformes; Nemacheilidae
Gene: hipk2
Product: homeodomain interacting protein kinase 2
Exons: 15
Coding region: 325-4032 (1235 amino acids)
Biological process (GO): positive regulation of transcription by RNA polymerase II; smoothened signaling pathway; peptidyl-serine phosphorylation
Cellular component (GO): cytoplasm; PML body; nucleus
Molecular function (GO): ATP binding; transcription corepressor activity; transcription coactivator activity
Source: RefSeq, a predicted model, not a curated record
CCCCAUUGCAACUUUUGCAGGCACUCACUCCACAGUCAUGAUCGCCACCAGCUGAAGCCAAGACCUGCAAUUUGGCUCUUUCCCGGAGCCAAAACACCAAUCCAGACCCGUGGAGUUAAGUUGCAGACACCAUCUUUUCAUCGCACCCCUCGGCCGAUCAUCAAACUGAAUAUCUGGAUGUGAUUGUUUAUUCUUUCAUCCUUUUCUCUCCCGAUGAACUGGGUUAGUAAUGCAGGAGACAGCAGCGAUUCUGUCCACGGCUCAAGAUGGCAGAUUAUUUGUAUUGACUUCUGAACAGUGCUGUCGCUUCAUUUUUUGCCAUGAAUGACAGGAAUUCUUGCACCGAUGGCCCCUGUAUACGAAGGUAUGGCCUCGCAAGUGCAAGUCUUCUCCCCUCACACUCUUCAGACAAGUGCUUUCUUUAGCGUGAAGAAACUGAAGGUGGAGCAGAGUUGCAACUGGGAUAUGACGGGGUACGGCACGCACAGCAAGGUCUAUAGUCAGAACAGCAAGCAGAGUGUCUCAGUCGCCCCAUUGGGCAUCAACGGCGCCAGUCUCCAGGUCUCCAACUCUUCCCUGUCCUACGAACAGGCACUCCUCUUCCCAGCCGGUUCAGGGCACAUCGUGGUGGCUUCGGCCAGCAGCACGUCAGGGCCGGCAGGUCAACUUUUGGGCAGCACAGGAAGUAGCGGGAGCGGCAGCGGAGGGCACAACCUGACGCGCCGCAGCACAGUCAGUCUGCUGGACACCUACCAGCGAUGCGGGCUUAAGCGCAAAAGCGAGGAGCUUGACAACAACAACGGAAGCAGAAGCAGCGUGCACCUGGUCGAGGAGCAGCAACCGCCCGCACCCAUGAUCCAGAACAACGCUCAGAGCGGGGCCACCGUCGCCACGGCGACCACCUCCACAACAGCGACUUCCAAGAACAGCGGCGCCAACAGCGAGGGCGACUACCAGCUCUUGCAGCAUGAGGUGCUUUGCUCCAUGACCAACACCUAUGAGGUGCUGGAGUUCCUGGGUCGAGGUACGUUCGGACAGGUGGUGAAGUGUUGGAAACGUGGCACCAGCGAGAUCGUGGCCAUCAAGAUCCUGAAGAAUCAUCCGUCUUAUGCGCGGCAAGGACAGAUCGAAGUGAGCAUACUGGCGCGGCUGAGCACGGAGAGCGCGGACGACUACAACUUUGUUAGGGCGUACGAGUGCUUCCAGCACAAGAACCACACGUGCCUGGUUUUCGAGAUGUUGGAGCGGAACCUGUACGACUUUCUCAAGCAGAACAAAUUCAGUCCAUUGCCGCUCAAGUACAUCCGACCGAUCCUGCAGCAGGUGGCCACCGCACUUAUGAAGCUGAAGAGCCUUGGACUGAUCCACGCCGACCUCAAGCCGGAGAACAUCAUGUUGGUGGACCCAUCUCGCCAGCCCUACAGGGUCAAAGUCAUUGACUUCGGCUCUGCCAGUCAUGUCUCCAAAGCCGUGUGCUCUACCUACCUGCAGUCGAGAUAUUACAGAGCUCCAGAGAUCAUCCUGGGUCUGCCAUUCUGUGAGGCCAUCGACAUGUGGUCCUUGGGUUGUGUUAUUGCCGAGCUGUUCCUGGGCUGGCCGCUCUACCCCGGAGCGUCUGAGUAUGACCAGAUCCGGUACAUCUCCCAGACUCAGGGUUUGCCAGCAGAGUAUCUGUUAAGUGCAGGAACGAAAACAACCAGGUUUUUCAACAGAGACCCUGACUCUACUUACCCUCUGUGGAGACUGAAGACACCCGAGGACCACGAGGCAGAGACAGGAAUCAAGUCUAAAGAGGCUCGCAAGUAUAUCUUCAACUGCUUGGAUGAUAUGGCACAGGUGAAUAUGACUACAGAUCUGGAGGGCAGCGAUAUGCUGGCUGAGAAAGCAGACAGGAGGGAGUUCAUCGACCUGCUGACCAAGAUGCUGACCAUCGACGCAGACAAAAGAAUCACACCUAUAGAGACGCUCAAUCACCCCUUCGUCACAAUGACACAUUUGCUGGACUUCCCGCACAGCGCACACGUCAAAUCCUGCUUCCAGAACAUGGAGAUUUGCAAGCGUCGGAUAAAUAUGUACGACACCGUCAAUCAGAGCAAGACCCCCUUUAUUACACAUGUAGCCCCCAGCACCUCUACCAAUCUCACCAUGACCUUCAACAACCAGCUUAACACUGUGCACAGUCAGGCCACCAACCUGGCUACCUCCUCCACCAGUGCCACCCUAACCCUUGCAAAUCCCGAUGUCUCCAUACUAAAUUACCAAUCUGCACUCUACCAGCCUUCUGCGGCCCCUAUGGCCGCCGUGGCUCCCAGGACCAUGCCCCUCCAGCCCGGCGGGCCUCAACUCUGCGCUGCCCGACCGGAUCCCUUCCAGCAGGCCCUCAUCGUCUGCCCACCUGGCUUCCAAGGUUUGCAAGCAUCACCCUCUAAACACUCUGGCUACUCGGUGCGGAUGGAGAAUGCGGUUCCCAUAGUAACACAAGCCCCUGGUGCUCAGCCACUGCAGAUCCAGCCAGGCCUGCUGACACAGCAGGCCUGGCCAUCUGGUACACAGCAGAUCCUCCUCCCUCCGGCGUGGCAACAGCUCACACACACCUCCGUUCAACACGCCACCGUCAUCCCUGACUCUAUGACCAGCUCGCAACCACUGGCUAACUGGAGGAAUUCACAUCCCCAUGGAAGCCAUUACAAUCCCAUUAUGCAACAGCCAGCCUUACUGGCGGGUCACGUCGCUCUGCCCUCCCAGCAACCUCUCAAUGUGGGCGUGGCACAUGUCAUGAGACAGCCGUCAAACAAUAACUCCUCCUCCAAAAAGAACAAGCAGCACCAGAUGAACAACAGGAACGUGUCGUACGACAUGUCCUCCACCCAGACGGUCACAUCACCUCAGCGCUCCAAGCGUGUGAAGGAGAACACCCCCCCACGGUGCGCCGUGGUUCAGAACGUCCCGUCUGCCACCUGCGCCCCAUCACAAACCUGUGGAGGCGGAGGAGGGGGGUGGGGCGGAGAGCAGGCAUUUAGCAGCACACGAGACCACCACGGUCAACACAACCCUCCACGCCAAACCAUCAUCAUCCCGGACACGCCCAGCCCAGCCGUUAGCAUCAUCACCAUCAGCAGCGACACGGAUGAAGAAGAAGACCACAAACAGGCCACUAACACCAGCACGUCAUCCAAACAGAGGAAAAAUGUCAUCAGCUGCGUGACGGUCCACGAUUCCCCCGACUCCUACUCCAGCAAUACCAGCCCUUACGCUAUGGAAGCCCGACCCAACGGCCCCAACGCCAAUGGCUACGACUCUAAAGUCGCAGUCCUGGAAAACUACAGCAACGGCAACCCGCGUACCAUCAUUAUCCCCCCUCUAAAGAACCAGACAGGCGACAACCUGGGAGAGUGUGAAAGACUCUUGCCUGACACCAUGAACCUCCAGAACUCCAUCUACAAGUUCAAGACCUCCAAUGGAGGUUUUUCUGGCAACAACCACUCAUCAGGGGGCGGUGCUGGAGGCGGUUCAUAUCGGCACCAGCGCUCUGGGCCGCACCCCUUCCAACAGCAGCCUCUCAAUCUCAGCCAGGCCCAGCAGCACAUGGCGGUAGAGAUCAACGGGGGUCACCGACGGCAACAGGCUUACAUCACUCCCAUGGCCUCCCAAGCUCAAUACUCUUUCCACAACAGCCCCACCCACACAGCUAACUACCAUCCCCAUCUGGCCCCACCUCAUCUGCCGGGGCAACCUCACCUUUACACCUACACUGCUCCCACGGCCCUGGGGUCCACUGGCACGGUGGCCCACCUGGUCACCUCCCAGGGUUCAGCGCGACACGCGGUCCAGCACGCCAGCUACCCGCCAGGUAUAAUCCACCAGGUGCCUGUUAGCAUGGGUCACCGGGUGCUGCCCUCGCCCACCCUGCACCACGGUCAGUACCAAGCCCAGUUUGCGCAUCAGACCUACAUCAGCGCCUCACCUGCCUCCACUGUCUACACUGGAUAUCCGCUGAGCCCUACUAAGAUGAACCAGUACUCUUACCUCUAAAGCUGAAACACUGGAGCCCAGCCAAUCGCUGCUUGCCAAUUGUACCCCCACCCCCCAGAGACAGCCAAUCGACCCUUAACCCCGCCCCCUCGUACCUUCAUGCUUAAACUUGAAGACAAUGAAGAUGCUGAUGAAUAGAGCAAGUGUACUCUAAGGAAACGGAAGGGUACUAAGGAGCUUUCUUUAAGAUGAGUUUUAUCUUGCCUUCUCAAACAGGCCAGUUCAUUUUUCUUUUCUUAUUUGUUUUUGUAAGAAAGAAAGAUUUUGGAUUUGUUUCUUUCAAAACAAUUCAAAGACGCUUUUACUUCCUUCAUUUCUUUUACAACAAGGUCUCAUCAGCGGCCGUUUGACAGAGACAGAGUUGUGUUAUACCGAGGUUUUGUUUGGCUUUCCUUUUCUUGAAAUCAUUCACAGACCGUCGAGCCGACGUGUCGGAAUUCCUGCGAGAAUUUUUGUAGAAUGGUGAAAUACGGAAACCUGCUGCUCUUCAUAGAAAAAUCAAACGAUGGCCUUGUACUGUCUUAAACGUUUUUCAAAUGACACGUGGCAUAGGCGUAUACUCCGCCGCCCACUCCAACAUCCACCUGGAGGAAGCUUUUGGAAAUACGAAAAAGACGAACUUUCUAAUGUAUUUAUAGACUUUUAUUUGUGUUCACAUUUAGGAAAGAAAAUAUGUUUGUCAUACCGUAGAACUUUAGCUGGGCCCCUCUAUGUAGAAUGUAGCAGUCUGCACCCGUUUAUUUAAUGAAGAACCUUUCUGAUACCAAUAGAUACUUUGUGUUUCUCUUUUAAUGUGAUUGCACAACAGUGGUUUUAAUAACAUAGGCAUGUUCAACAUGGUAGUCGGUCGUGUGUUUGCGUGCAUGUGUGCGUGUGCGCCGCGUGAUGCGCUUCCCCGCGCAUUUGUGCGAUAUAUUCCUCCACAGUCUUAGGUUUAUCAUUGUUACCUCGUAGUGCCUUACAUAUAUUACGACAGUUUACUUGGCUGGAAACCCUCUAGAACCCGAUGCUAGUCUGAGAAUCGGCUCCUAGGUUGAACAUCUUUGUCUUGAUUUAGGUCCAGGUAUAAGCGCCCCAAAUGUUAUUUAUGUCCUAUAUCGAAAUCCACGAAAAUAGGCACCUGCAGCGUGCUGCUUGUUUAGCGUGCAUGAGGUUGUUUUACAUUUAGCUGAAGAUACUUGCCUGGUGUAAUGAACCAAAGUCGUCAUAUAAAAUAAAGUAACCUUUGUUCUGGAUAGUGGAUAUAAUUAUAUACAGCAUAUUUACUGUACAUACCAUAGCUAUACGUAUGAUUUUGUCAUCUUGCGAUCAAUCCAAAAUCACAGAUUUUAUGGGAAUUUUAGGAGAAAAGUCGAUUAGAGAUCGGACCAUCUGUCACUACCCCCAAAUGCACAUGUACGUCUUUAAAAUGUCUGCUUUAGAAUGACUGAUCUGAUAAAUGUGUUAGAGCAGUUUUACAUGCAUUCUAAACCGUAAACAUCCUACAGACAUCUUCUAGAUGUCUAUAUGACAUCUAUCAGCAGACGUCUCCGAGACGUAUUGCAUAUGUGCAUCAAUCUAAAAAAUGCAUCAUGCAGAUAUAAAUGUUUAUACCAGAUGUAUGCGUGCAAUUACGGUAAAGAAAAAACAUGGAACGUGUUCAAAUAAAGCAUUCUAGGCCUGGAGAGGUCAUCCAAUGUGAAUGCUGUUGUUGUGGAAGGCUGUAUCUGACAGCCUGUCUGAGCCGGGGGCAGAAGUGGUUUAGAAACCGUAAACCUGGGAGAGUUCGAGAAAGAGGGUCUUUUUAGUGUUAACUAAGGUGCACGCGGAUGAUGGUGGAUUUGGACGGGAACUGUUGAGGAGCAAGAGAAGGCAAAUUCCACAUAUUUAAUGAGAAAAGCAUGUUGGCUUUGAGCACGUUGGUACAGUAGAUGCCGAAAGAAAGCAGAGGGGAUUAUUUAACAGCGCACCAUACUCUGAUUUUAGUGGUCUGUGUAUCGUGGGGUUAUAUUUUAACGUCCGCUCUGGAGGCUUGAAUACCUGAAGAUGAAACAACAUCCUAUAUUGCAAUUUGUCUUAUUGUAUUGAUCACUUAUGCCAGUCCGUACGAUACAGAAAGUGUAAGAAACUGUGGGCUAAUGCUUGUGUUUUGCUGCUUAAUUUAACAUUGAAAUGUUAGCCAAUCGUUUCAUUGAAGCUGUGUCCUAAACAUACGCAACUAAGUGAUCAAAGCUCUUUCACAAAAUCUGAGAUUCUAACCAGGCGUGACGAGGCACAGAACGUUUCGUUCAGCCGCUUGAAGUGUAGUGGCAUUACGCUUGGUAGCUCCGCCCACAGUGAAAUCUCAUUGGUUCAGCUUCACUUACUCUUACUUGCUGUGUUUAUUUGGUGUGAACAGACAAAUUCAAUUAAUUUGUGUUCGUUUUGGGUUGUGAUGGUUAGGACACAGUGUUAGCGUGUUGGUUUCAUCUUGAGAACAUGGGCAGUACAUAUGGAGUAUGAAAUAUAUUCCCUACCGCCCUCAUGCCAUAGAACUUGCAUUUGAAGUAGUUUUAUUUUUACUUCAAGGUGUUUCUAUUUUUUUCUGUUUUUAUGUUGCUAGAUAUAUUGUGUUUGUGUAGAGAGUGUUGCAAUAACUUUUGUUGAUGUUCAUUAAUGCAAUUUUGUUUUGUUUUUCUGUUAAUGUCAGGCAUCAUGUUUUUUAUUUCUUGUGAUUGAUAUGUAUGUCGAUUUAUUCAAAUGCUCAUCUGGUAGAAAGCCUAUACUUUGUAAAUGUGCUUGGCUGAGGAUCUACCACCCUUUCAUUCACAAAGCUGUGUGUCAUUGCUCAGUAGGAUACCAAUAGGUUUCUCUAUCAAAUUUGGUUUAAGCUCCUCGGAUGCAAAUUGUAGCACACAGUUAAGGAAAGGCACCUUCAUUAUUGAAAUCACAAAACAUUCCAUUCCAGUAGAGGAGCCGUUGGUGUAUCUGUAGUCUCCAGACACGGGAGCUGGCCAAUACAACCAAAUCAGGGCUCCGCUGGCAUUAAAGUACUUUUUGUUCCUCCCACCAAAGAUACUCAUGACAUUGAUGCACAUACUUUAUCCCUGGGUGUAGUAGGACAGGACGUUUCACUGAAAUUUGGACAACAAAAUCAGUCUAGAAGAGAUCCUGUUUGUAAAUUGCAUGUGCAGAAAUAAAACAACAAGAAUUUCUCCAAAACCACAAAUAUGCAAACAUAAUAUGUUUGUACAUUUUGUCAGUGGUACAAAACGAAAAUGUCCAGAUCUCUAAUUGGGACAGAUGGAUGGAUUAUUUUAGGAAGGCUUUUUUAAUGCCAUAUACAGUAUAUGCUUUUUAAAGCUGCUUUGUAUAUAUUUCCAAUGUUAAAUAACUUUCUCUUGCUUAAUAUGCAGAAACUGAAUUUGUGAUUUGUGGGAAUAUGAACACUGUGGCGCUUUCAAUCAAUUUGGAUGGGUCGCCUGACAUGUCUGUUUGUCCGAUCAAUGGAGGAAGAUUUUUUUUAAACAUGUUUUGUAAAAAUUAUUUCUUUUUUGCAGUUCCAUUUGAUGAUCCUAGUGGCACAGAAUUUACACACUGCAGCUUUAAAUUGUAACAGUUUGUAAGCUUUACCGUUUUUGUUCUAACAAAAUAUUUUAGAAUCACAGAGAUACAUGAAUUAAUUGAAUCUGAUUAUUUACUUUUAUUAACACUUUUAUAAACGAGCCACUAUAAACGAAUGUAAAAUUAGGACUAAAAGAUCUCAUUUCUGUUAUCAUUACUUUGUUUGUUAUUGCUGGGAUUUGUCAAUUUUGCAAGUGACAGAAAUGUCACAGAAAUGCAAUAAGUCCCUCUAAAACAACACUUCUUUUUAAUCAUUGCUCCAUUUUGAAUUUUACUUAUUGUACAUUUCAAUGUGGUUUAAUUCAAAUUAUCACAGAGAAAAGUCAGAACAUUGUGAUGUAACAUGUUUGCUUUUCUUGAGGAUGAACUGUUAACAGCAAAGUACAGUAGACCGUCAUUUUAUGUUACGAAUGUGUGAUGAAAAUUGAACCAAUCAAUUAACCCUUUAUUUUUAUGUAAACUGAUAUUAUGUGAACAAUCUUAUUCACGUGAUUUUAAUGUCAAAACACUGCCACCAUCUCCAUGAACAUGAAGCUUUAAGGAACUGUGGAUGUGCUGUAUUGUUGUUGUUGUUUUUUGGAGGGGGAACAUAUUUUGGUUUAAAAAACACAGCCUACAAUUAAACAUACAUAAUGUCCAACCUUCAGCCUCAUGAAAAGCUGUGGAACCCGGCAUCAUAAGUGUUAAAAACAUUCCAAAAAACAUUGCCUGGUAAUGCCUGGAUGAUGGUUCCCAAAUCGCCAUAAUCAGCCCAAGAAUAUUUUUAAGCACACAACAAUGAAUUAACUCAAAACAAAGGAUCAGUGUUUGUUCUUUGCCAUCGUGUUCAGUGAAGUGGCCACUGUACUUCACAAUUGUCAAACUUUUGUGUUUUAAGCGUGUCAUAUGCUUGUUAAAAAACACACCAUUGAUCUUGUGUAUGAAUGUGCUAAGAGGCCAAAUAUGACAGUAUGGCCAUUCUCCAUGCAUUGUUUUAGAACCAAAAAAGGUAAACAAUCUUCACGCCCAUAACGCUCAUUAGUCAUCUCAUUUUUAGAUUCAUGUACAGCAGAGUCCCUGUCAGGAAAAUGUUAAAUGGAUUGACAUCCAGUUUUAAGCAUCCGUAUUCUAUCCAAGUAAAAACUUUCUUUUUAGAAAACCGAAAACAAACACCAGUGAAUGAACUUCUUUGUGAAAGAUGUAAAGCUGUCAGUUCCACACUGACCGAAAUUUCAUGGAUCACAAAAGUUGCCACAGUAACCUGUCAAGUAGCCGUGAAAACACUGUAGCCGUGUGUGCAGCCAUCGAAACAUGAACAGUUUUCUACUUGCACAGCAUCAAACAUUCACAGUAAAAUGUAAAAAAAGAAAAAAUAAAUAUUUUUCUACAAUGUUUCAAGACCUAAGAACGCAUCCGACCCCCUGACCCUAAUUUUAUCAAUUGCUGUAUGGUUUCUCAGUAGUGUGUAUCACAUUAGUUGUUGUCAAAGCUGUUUUGUGCUGCAGUAUUUCCAGGUAUACUUAUUUUUUAUUGUCAUUUUUUUAUUAUUAUUAUCAUUUUGCUUUGUUUAUUGGGGAUUUGAAGAAGUGUGAUGUCUCAUUAUUUGUAGCAUUAUAUGUACCCUGUACCUUAGGCUUUCAUUAUUAAGUAUGCUAUGAGAAUGGAUAUUUUACUGGCUUUAUAGAAUGUUACAAUGAAUAUAAUAAUGACAACAAUAAGAAUGAUUUAAUUCCUCAAAACUGAGUACUCGCUACUAGGCGCUUGUGUUACCAUUACAAAUGUUGUGUGCUUCUCUUAAUCAUUUUCGUUGUAGAAAAAGUGAAUUUUAUUAGGCUUCAACAACUAAUGAUAGCAGUGUAAAUUCAUGGAUGAUUUUUAACAAACACGGGGGUUAUAGAAGAAUAUAGUUAUUUUAAUCGUUCUAUUUACUAACUGUAGGAUGUGAAGGGGCUUGCGUCGUGGUGAACUAUGUUAUAGCUUGUUAUUCACUGUUACUUUUGAUCAUUUUUCGGUCUCCAAGGUGAAUCGAGUUAUUAAAGGAAAUUUGUAUGCUCACAUAUGCAUAUUGUAUAUGUGUAGAAAUGUAAUCACACUUUGUCUUUGAUUUACAAUAAACUGUUAAGUCACAUUG